AUGGAUCGCCCAAAUACCCCGUCAAGGCCUCCCGACUAUAGCCUGCACACUUAUGACGAUGACCAUGAUACUCCCAGCGGCACCAACUCAGCUGCCAUCAGACUAUUGACCUCGGUGGAAUCACCCAUUGACGAGUCCAGACCUACUUUUAGCGAUACCUUCAACGAUACUUUCAACGAUACAUCGACUCGUCAAUCGUACAAACCAUAUCAGCCUAGCGUCACGUCCUCUCCCUCUCGGGCAAGCUCUAUCAAAGACGAGGCGCGAGCCAUGCCUCCUCCGGACUCGACAUACGUGCCCUUUGCCAACAGAGAUGCCGGCUCGCCACAAAGACCGUGGACUCCCUCAUCAAGAGUCUCCGAAUUUUCUCGCCCACCGCCCACAAACCUGUCAUUUGAGCCUUCCGACCUCAAUGGCAGUCCCCGACCAGGCACGCCGUCUUCGAGAUAUGGCGGCAGUCCCAGACGCCCGCUGCCUCCUGCACCACUCUUCUCCAACUCGGCCCGCAAUUCGCAGGUUUUUGCCGACGAUGCCACCGUAAACAUUCCUCUCGAUGGCGGUGACGAUGUCUUUGGCCCCGGCUCUGACCUGAGUGAUUCGCGGCCUCUGCCGACAACUCGCGACUCUUUCCACUCCGAGUCCCAAGACACGCUCAAUGAAGCCAACGAAGAGUAUUACGAAAAGUUUGAUGGCUAUGGACCUGCGCCCGACGGCGCACAAGAGCGACGAGGUGUUCGCGCACCUCAAAUGUCGCGAAAGGAAGUCGUGCUCAUCAAUGGCGAGCUGGUCCUCGAGUGCAAGAUUCCCACAAUUCUGUACAGUUUCCUCCCGCGCCGCGACGAGGUUGAAUUCACACAUAUGAGAUAUACCGCCGUCACUUGCGACCCCGAUGACUUUGUUGAGCGAGGAUACAAGCUCAGACAGUCUAUUGGCCGAACCACCCGCGAGACAGAGCUCUUCAUCUGCAUCACCAUGUACAACGAAGACGAGAUCGGCUUUACACGUACCAUGCACGCUGUCAUGAAGAACAUUUCGCACUUUUGCUCCCGUUCGCGUUCUCGAACAUGGGGCGAAACUGGCUGGCAGAAGAUUGUGGUUUGCAUCAUUUGCGACGGUCGACCCAAGAUCCAUCCUCGUACGCUGGACGCCCUUGCUGCCAUGGGUGUCUUUCAGCACGGUAUCGCCAAGAACUUUGUCAACAACCGUGCCGUACAGGCUCACGUUUAUGAGUACACCACUCAGGUAUCGCUCGACUCGGAUCUCAAAUUCAAGGGUGCCGAGAAGGGCAUUGUUCCCUGCCAGAUGAUUUUCUGCCUCAAGGAGAAGAAUCGCGGCAAACUCAACUCUCACAGAUGGUUCUUCAACGCUUUUGGCCGGGCACUAAACCCCAACAUUUGCAUUUUGCUCGAUGUUGGUACUCGGCCUGGCGGCAAUUCCCUCUACCAUCUCUGGAAGGCCUUUGAUACCGACUCUAACGUGGCCGGCGCCUGUGGUGAGAUCAAGGCCAUGAAGGGCAAAUACGGCUCCAGUCUUCUCAACCCUCUCGUUGCUUCCCAGAACUUUGAGUACAAAAUGUCCAACAUCCUCGACAAGCCUCUCGAGUCCGUUUUCGGCUACAUUACUGUGCUUCCCGGUGCACUGAGUGCCUACCGAUACCACGCUCUGCAAAAUGACGAGCAUGGACACGGACCCCUCAGCCAAUACUUCAAGGGUGAAACCCUUCACGGCCAGCAUGCAGAUGUGUUUACCGCCAACAUGUAUCUCGCCGAAGAUCGCAUUCUCUGCUGGGAGCUAGUAGCCAAGAGAGGCGAGCGCUGGGUCCUGAAAUACGUCAAGGGCUGCACUGGUGAAACUGAUGUUCCAGACGCUGUUCCCGAAUUCAUUUCCCAACGCCGACGAUGGCUCAACGGUGCAUUCUUUGCUGCUGUCUACUCCCUUGUCAACUUCAAACAGAUUAUCGCUACUGAUCAUACCAUUGCUCGCAAGAUCCUCCUCUACAUGGAAUUCGUUUACCAGGCCUGCCAACUACUGUUUACCUACUUCUCUCUCGCCAACUUCUACCUGACUUUCUACUUUGUCGCCGGCGGCUUAACUAAGAAAGACGUUGAUCCAUUCGGCCACAAUAUAGGAGCUGUCAUCUUCAUCAUCCUACGGUACACAUGUGUUUUGCUGAUUGCUACGCAAUUCAUUUUGUCCCUGGGAAAUCGACCGCAGGGUGCAAAGAAAAUGUACCUGGCCAGCAUGAUUAUCUACGCUAUCAUUAUGGCGUACACGACGUUUGCAGUCAUCUACAUUGUGAUACGCCAACUGACGGACAAGUCAAAUUUGCACAAGUUCAACAUUGGCAACAAUGUCUUUACGAAUUUGAUUGUUUCGCUCACCUCUACUGUCGGCCUGUACAUUAUCAUGUCACUAGUCUACCUGGAUCCUUGGCACAUGGUGACGUCCUCGCUCCAGUACUUUAUGCUUUUGCCCAGCUACAUUUGCACGCUGCAGGUGUAUGCCUUCUGCAACACUCACGAUAUCACAUGGGGCACCAAGGGUGACAACGUCCUCAAGACUGACCUCGGCGGUGCCGUCGGCAAGGGCCAGACGGUCGAGCUGGAGAUGCCCAGCGAGCAGCUGGAUAUCGACAGUGGCUAUGACGAGGCGCUGCGCAACCUCCGCGAUCGCCUCGCCGUCGCCAAGCCCGACGUCAGCGAGUCCCAGCUCCAGGAAGACUACUACAAGAGCGUGCGCACGUACAUGGUUGUCACGUGGAUGGUGGCCAAUGGUAUCCUCGCCAUGGCAGUGUCCGAGAUCUACAGCAACAAGGGCAUCGGCGACAACUUUUACCUGCGAUUCAUCCUGUGGAGCGUCGCCGCUCUCGCCGUCUUUCGCGCCCUCGGCUCCACCACCUUUGCCAUUAUCAAUCUCGUCAACACGAUUGUUGAAGGCAGGAUACGCAUGAGCCUCAAGGCGCCCAAGUGGAUGGGUGGCCUGGGCGAGAAGAUGAGCGACGUGGCGAGCAGCGUCGGCAGUAGCUUGAAGCGCUGA
Molecule: messenger RNA, 3036 nt
Organism: Akanthomyces muscarius
Lineage: Eukaryota; Fungi; Ascomycota; Sordariomycetes; Hypocreales; Cordycipitaceae
Exons: 3
Coding region: 1-3036 (1011 amino acids)
Cellular component (GO): cell septum; cell periphery
Molecular function (GO): chitin synthase activity
Source: RefSeq, a predicted model, not a curated record